Acanthoscelides obtectus is the source of this 1680-nucleotide messenger RNA. The record is from the annotation of a GenBank genome assembly. NCBI's taxonomy places the organism in Eukaryota, Metazoa, Arthropoda, Insecta, Coleoptera, Chrysomelidae.
AUGGACUACGAGGGGUGGCUGCAGUUUCAGCAGGGCCUGUACCAGAUCGUGAAAGACCCUCUGUUCGAGUUAGCCAUCACGGUCUGUAUCGUGCUCAACACGAUGUUCCUCGCUAUGGAGCAUCACGGGAUGAGCGAGAAUGUACUGAGGGCUUUAGAUAUAGGGAAUAAGGUUUUUACAUCAAUUUUCACCUUCGAGUGCUGUCUGAAGAUAAUGGCGCUUAGUAAGGACUUCUUUUACUGUGGCUGGAACAUUUUUGAUUUGAUCAUCGUAUCGGCCAGCCUUCUAGAUUUGAUCUUCGAACUAGUGGAUGGACUGUCGGUGUUGAGGGGGCUUCGCCUCCUUCGAGUUCUGAAAUUAGCGCAAUCAUGGAUAACUAUGAAGGUUUUGCUCAGUAUAAUUAUAAGCACAAUAGGAGCCUUGGGAAACCUAACGUUUGUAUUAGUUAUAGUUAUUUACAUAUUCGCCGUGAUCGGGAUGCAGCUGUUUUCAAAGGACUAUACGGAGGCUAAAUUUCAUCCGGAUCCUGUGCCUAGGUGGAAUUUCACAGAUUUUUUUCAUUCCUUUAUGAUGAUUUUUCGUAUUUUGUGUGGAGAAUGGAUAGAACCGUUAUGGGAUUGUAUGAGGGCAGAAAAAACAGAGGGUCCAGGGACGUGCUUAGCAGUUUUUCUUCCAACGUUAGUGAUGGGCAACUUCAUGGUGCUUAACCUGUUCUUAGCUUUGUUGCUCAACAGCUUCAAUUCUGAAGAACUGAAAACGAGGAAGGAGGAGGUGGGCGAUGAAUCUAAAUUGGCGCAAAGCUUCGAAAGGAUACGGGAUCUAAUCAGGAAAAGGAAAAUGGAGAAAGAAAACGAAAACAACUCCAGGUUAGAACAAAUUGUGAGGGAAGUGAUGGCGAGGCAUGCUGAAGAGGAAGCUCUCAAGGCAGAGCAGCAAAAAGUGAUGGGGUUUCCUAGAGAUAAAAGAAGCUACCAAGAAGCUAUGAAUAGGCCCAUUUCUAUAAUUAGUUAUGACCCUCCUGAAUAUCAGGAAAGGAUACCUGAGAAUAAGAGCGAAAGAAAUUAUCAAAUUUUGUAUAAUACUUCACAGGAUGUCAAUGUUAGUGAGAAAAAAAAGGUUGACUCCAAACUCUUGCACAACAUGUCUUCAGGGAUAGAAACCACAAAUAGUAGUAAAGACGAUGCAACUGAAGGCAUGCAGAAACAGGAUCCUGCAGACAACAAAAGUGAGAAAACCACAACUGACUGUGAUACUAAAUCAGAAAAUAAAAAUAAAAGUAGCGUUAACGAGAAACCUUGGGCGACCUUGGUUUCGUAUGUAGAUGAGCUGACUGUAGGCGGUAGGAGGAACUCGAAGGGACAGUUCAUUGAUGGUAUGGGCGAUUUUCCUGGUUUCGGAAAGAAAAAGAAAAAUAGGGAUGCGCCUCCUUGUUUUCCGUUGAAUUUUUACGAAAGUAAUGAUAGCGUGAGGCCCAAUCGCCUUGAAAGGCAUUUGAAGCAACAACAUCCUAGUCUGGUUUUGAAGACGAAAGGGGUUUUUUCUUCUAAAGCAGAAUCACUCAAGCGGAUGAGACUGGAUAAAUCGGGAAGUUAUCACACAGGUGUAUCGCAGCAUCUCAAAGCUUCAUUUGAAAUAGCUUUUAUGAUAGCAAAAGCAAAAGAAACGUCAUACUAUCGGUGA